This is a messenger RNA of Spodoptera frugiperda (fall armyworm), 2010 nucleotides long. RefSeq names its product ecdysone oxidase-like. The record is from RefSeq and is a predicted model, not a curated record. Lineage: Eukaryota; Metazoa; Arthropoda; Insecta; Lepidoptera; Noctuidae. Bases 137 to 1879 code for a protein of 580 amino acids. The transcript has 3 exons. Gene Ontology annotation, molecular function: ecdysone oxidase activity; flavin adenine dinucleotide binding.
UUAUUAUUCCAAGCUAUAAGAAAAGAGUUUAUUUUGUGACCGUAAUGGUAGCUUAGUUUUAAUACUAUGAAAGUUGACUUACUGGGAAUUGGUAAAAGAAGGAAUUAAAAAAGUGAUUGGAAAGAAAAUCUGAAUCAUGGAUGCCGCUUCAGCAGUGUCCUAUUACAAAGGAGUGGAGCAAAUCUUCAAUAUGGUUGCGCUCCUCAACCUGACUGCAUAUCAAUGGCCUGAUCAGGCGUGUGUUCAUAAUGGAUCCGAGUUUGACUUUAUCGUGGUAGGCGGUGGAUCAGCAGGAUGUAUAGUUGCUAGCCAACUUGUGAAAACAGGGCGAGCCAGUGUGUUGCUUAUAGAAGCUGGACCAUACCCUCCCUUGGAGUCUGAUUUGGCUGGAUUAUAUCCGUACCUAAAAGAUAGCAGAUACGACUGGAACUUCACAUCAACUGAAAACGAAUUAAUUGGAGAGUACCACACCAAAGAUGUCGUACACAUGUCUCAAGGCAAAAUGCUAGGAGGUUCCAGUUCUCUAGGCUUUGGCUGCUACAGGCGAGGAUACCCUCAUGACUACAAUGAAUGGGCAGCCAUCACCAAUGAUACAUCCUGGUCCUAUAAAUCUAUAGCUCCAUUAUUAAAACAGAAUGAAAAGCUAGUCGAUCCAAGACUCCUCAAAUCAAACCACUAUUAUGGAACAAAAGGUAACAUAAAGUUGGGUAAAGAAUAUUACGAAAGAAAUCGUCCGUAUUUCAAGGCAUUAGAAGAAAUUGGUUAUGAAUACCAUUUAGAUGUGAAUCCGGAUCAUCCUCUUGGAUUCACUAAUCUUAUGUUCACUAUAGGUGAUGAAGUUCGACAAACGCCAGCUCAUAAAUUCUUAAAACCUCUUAAAAAUAAUAAAAAAUUGCACCUACUUGUAAAUACAUUAGCUACCAAAAUUAUAUUUGAUGAGAAGAAAACGGCUGUUGGAGUUGAAAUAUUGACUGAAAAUAAUGAAAAAGUUACUGUUAAAGCAAGAAAAGAAGUUAUAGUCACGUGUGGUAGUAUCAAGACACCGCAGUUGUUGAUGCUUUCGGGAAUCGGACCGAAGAAAGAGUUGGAAGAUAAAGGCAUAGAUGUAAUAGCGGAUUUGCCAGUAGGAAAGAAUUUCCAAGACCACGUCAACAGUCUUUUAUUCUAUAAAAUGACAAAAAGUUCUUUAGCAAUGAAUCUUGGUGAUCCACACAAAUAUCCUUACGUGAUAUUUGAUGGCUAUGUCGCUCUCAACAAGUCUCAAUGCUACCCAGACUACGAAACGAUUUGCAUUCAUUUUGGAGAAUCACUUACAUUUUUGGGCUUGUGUGCAUUUGUUUUCAGUUACGAUUAUAAGAUUUGCGAUGCUAUAAACAAGGCAGCUGACAAUAAGGAAAUAUUUAUGACAUUUGUCACUUAUUUGAAUCCUGAAUCGAGAGGAGAGAUUCGUUUAAAGAGCACUGAUCCUCGAGACGAUCCUUUAAUUAUGCCACGAUACUAUUCAAAUGAAAUCGAUAUAGAGAAACAUGCAUCUUACUUAGCAGAUUUCAAUCGUAUUGUAAACACGACAUAUUUCAAAAAGGUUGAAGGUGAAUUGAUUGAUCCUCAGUUGAAGUCAUGUGAAGGGCUGGAGAAAAAUAGUAUGGAAUAUUGGAAAUGCUAUACCCUUGGAAUGGCAGAUACAGCUCAUUACUUUGUCGGCACUUGUUCGAUGGGAGCUGUUGUAAAUUCGAGACUGCAAGUGUAUGGUGUCAAGAAGCUACGAAUUUCUGAUGCGAGUGUUAUGCCGACUAAUGUAAGGGCAUUGACUGAAGCAUCAGUAAUGGCUAUAGCUCGUAAAGCUUCAAAUAUGAUCAUUAAAGAUUAUGGAUUACGAUGAAACGUAUGGAUUCAAUACGUUCAAAUUUUUUUCCAAAGUCCAUGGACAACACUGCUGUGUUUUGAUGAAUAAAUAUAAACUAUGUUUUAAUUUGAUUUUCUUUUGAAUAUACUUUACUAAAUACAUUAAAA